AUGGUUGGUUCAACAAAUGAUGAAGAGGUGCUUAAUGCUGCUCGGAUUCUAUUGGCGAUCAAUGCCAGUGAACCAUCGCCCGCUCCAGGAAGCAAGGGAGAGAAUGCUGCCAGUACGGCAGCUGCUAUGAUUCUAUUGGCAAUCAAUGCCAGUAGACCAGAAGAGGGUGCAUCACCCGCUCAAAGAAGCAGGAAAGAGACUGCUACCAGCACGGCAGGAGAAGCCGAGGCUAGUAGAUCCCGAUCGGAUUCGUCGGGAAGUGGUUCUCGGACCCCCCGGGCCUACGAAAGGCAGUAUAUCAAUGCCAAAAGGGGGGCAGACGGAAAAAGGGCACCUCCAAAGCGCCGACGAUAA
This is a messenger RNA of Sclerotinia borealis F-4128, 354 nucleotides long. Lineage: Eukaryota; Fungi; Ascomycota; Leotiomycetes; Helotiales; Sclerotiniaceae. The record is from the annotation of a GenBank genome assembly.